CUGUCCCAUACGCGUUAUGUUUCACAUGGGAGUACAAACCCUUUUAAAUGCGGUGUGAGGAUUUAGAAGUGACCGAGUCUUUCCCACUAGGGGGCACUCUCAUUCAAGGUUUCAACAGCGCGCAGGGAAUUUCCGUGGAAAAAGAUGCACGUCAGUAUGACACAUGUGUAACCGGUGUCAUGCUGGGAAAAUACCCGUUUUUCCAAACGAUUUCUAACGGGGGAAAAAAUGUUUUUUUUUUUAAUUAUCCUCUGCAUAUCUCAGUGCAACAAUAUUUACAUAGAACGAGUCGCACAGCUGAUCUUAUAACCUCAAACCUAAAGGCUUUUUAGUCCGAAAAGGGGCAGAUUGGUGUCCUCAUCUCCAAAUUUUGUCUCCCACGUUGAGCAGGGAAGCAGCCUUCGCAAGCAGAUGAUGCGAUAGUAAGAGCAAGUCACGUCAGUAUAUCGGGUCUGAUCACCGGAUGGUGUUUCCCUGGAGUGAUGAGCCGAUGUAGAUGCAUAAAAGCGCGAGCUUCAGGAGCCUGGAGCAUAAAAUACUGGAACGAAGGGCGUGUAGAGAGCCAAAGGAAGCGCUUUGGCGUUCUCUUCCUCUGCCUCGCCUCGCACAUGGGGGAAGACAACAAAGGCCCGAGCGCGGCAGAGGCUCCGACCUGCCGAAACGCCCACCUGAACGUCCGUCGUCGCCGCGAACGCUUUCAUCUCACCCCCGCGGAGCAUCGGCUCACCGGCAGCCCUUCCGCAGCGGCGGCGUCGCUUCAGAGACCUGCGUGCGCCUCUGCGGAAAAGAACGAUGACUUAUGUGUGGGCAGCUCACGGGUGCCGCCAUAUGUAACGUGUGAAGGCAGCGUAGUCGCACGGGGCCGCGGAGCCUGCGGAGGAUCCGGCACGGAGGAUGGGGUAGCCGGAGAGGGUGUGGGUGACAGGAUGGCGGGGCAGGGACGAGUGGGAUGUGCAGUAGGAGGAGAUGCGGUCAGGCCGGCUAGCCCUGUGGGAGGGCAUGAAGAUGACAGUCGGAUGGUGUGGAAGGGUGAGGAGUGGCUGAAGCGGGGGAGGAGAUGGGGUAGCGGGAGGUGUGGAAGUGGGAGCGUGAGGAGGAGUAAAGGGUGUGAGGAGGCAGGUGAUGAUGGUAAAGGAGAAAAGAGAUUAGGAAUGUAAUGUAUAGAGCUAUAGGGAUUGGGGGAGGAGCAAGAAAGAGGACGGUUAGGGAAACAGGCGUUUGGGCUGCAUCCGUCUCCAGCCAACUGGGCCCUUAAGCGCGUCAUGAAUGCCUGAGAUUUUAUAUUAAACAUACGCGCUGUGCAUACUGAAUGCUCAGCUCUAUGCUGUGGUUCAUUAGCAAUGCUAAAUUGAAUCCUUACCCUUUAAAAUAUUUUGUGUGUGUUAAUAUUAUUGUGUGACAAAAGCCAAACAUUUUGUUACAGAAUGUAACCACCCCCAUCUCUCUAACCCAUUCUGAAAUUCACAAAGCUUCUAAACACGUAGAAAUCCGUAUAAUUACCUCCACUUCCGUUAUCAUUCAAACUAAUGCCAUUCCACUAUGUAUCCUAGAUCAGAGCCGCAGUACAUGCAGACACAUUGAACAUAAAGUUAAU
This is a messenger RNA of Paramormyrops kingsleyae, 1594 nucleotides long. The record is from RefSeq and is a predicted model, not a curated record. NCBI's taxonomy places the organism in Eukaryota, Metazoa, Chordata, Actinopteri, Osteoglossiformes, Mormyridae.